Molecule: messenger RNA, 1188 nt
Organism: Sinocyclocheilus anshuiensis
Lineage: Eukaryota; Metazoa; Chordata; Actinopteri; Cypriniformes; Cyprinidae
Gene: fcer1g
Product: Fc epsilon receptor IgFc epsilon receptor Ig
Exons: 5
Coding region: 264-560 (98 amino acids)
Biological process (GO): cell surface receptor signaling pathway
Cellular component (GO): Fc-epsilon receptor I complex; membrane
Molecular function (GO): IgE receptor activity
Source: RefSeq, a predicted model, not a curated record
AUUUAUAUAUAUAUAUUAAUAUAUUAACUAUGCCGAAUCAGCAUUUCCAAGGAUCAGCAGUCUAAAGCAGAUCACAUGAUUUUCGGCCCAUUUUCCUCUUCGUCACUCAGGGUGGGGGUGGUUUAAACUUCAGAUCUGACAUAUUUUCACCACAACUUCCCUCUUGUCUGCCUCUGAUGUGCCGUUUUACAUCUGUUCACUGAAAGUCGUCUUUGGAGGUGUGCAUCCCGUGAGGUUGUACGCAGAAGCAAAGCCAAGUUUUUAUGAUGAUGAUGAUGAUGAAGGUGGGGUUGCCCUUCUCUCUUCUUUCUAUUUGGCUCAGCUUCGGCAGUGCUGAUGCGAUGAGUUUGAAAGAGCCGCAGAUAUGCUACAUCUUGGACGCGGUACUGUUCAUCUAUGGGAUUGUUCUCACUGUCCUGUACUGCAGAAUGAAGAUGCGAAGUAAACAAUCAGAAAGCUAUUCAGGGAAGAAAGAUGCCGGUGAAGGGCUUUAUGAGGGUCUCAAGCCUCAUGAUCAGGACACAUAUGAGACCAUCAAAAUGAAAAAAGGAAAUAAAUAAGACUCGAAGCAAAAGGAGAGAAGCAAGUUUCUGGACUUAAUACCACUGUCAUCUUAAGCAUCUACCUACUGUAAAUAAGCUGUCAAACAAUUACAAGAAGAAUAUGUUUUGUUUAUACUGUAAUAACUUUUGUUAAUCACUAACAUCAGGCUUUUUGUUUGCUGUUUGUUUGGCAGACGGACUCCAAAUAGAGAUAAUUAAAUAAUCAAACAGAAUGCCAAAGGAACAUGUAUUUUUGUAUGAUCAUUCUGCUGGUUUAAUCAUUUAAAUUUUUUUUUUUUUUUUUUUUUUAUUAAUGUAUUUUUCUGUUCGCCUUAAAACUACAUUUUAAGCUUCUAACAUGUAUACCGCAGCUGCGUGUCACUAUUUUUCGAGGCUAACUUCCUGCUCUAGCUUCUAUAGCAACAUGCCACCAACCCCACAGAGUCCGAGUCAUUUCCUGUUUUAAAGAGUACAUGAGUGGUCUGACAAAAAGCGCAUCUGACUUUGACCACAGGUGUGACAGAUGGAAACAGAGCUGUGUUUCAUUGUAUAUAUGUGAAGGACUUUUUUUUCCAUUUGUUUAAGAAUAAGCUCUCAUAUUGUUUUGCUCUAUGGCAAUAAUAGUUUUUUUCUGCUACAUGUGGCA